This is a messenger RNA of Aegilops tauschii subsp. strangulata, 621 nucleotides long. NCBI's taxonomy places the organism in Eukaryota, Viridiplantae, Streptophyta, Magnoliopsida, Poales, Poaceae. The record is from RefSeq and is a predicted model, not a curated record.
AUGUCGAGCUUGGCAAGGAGGUCAAGGAGGCAGCUCUCGGAGCUGGCUGCUCCCGCGUCGGGCGCGGGAUCGCCGGAGAGGCGGAUCUCGCCAAUGAGGGGCGUGGGGCCCGUUGUCAUAGGCCUAGGCCACAAACGGGGAUUGGGCGCGGGCAUACCGGGCGGCGGAUGCGGGCAUGGGCACUGGGUGCCAGUGCCCGGGCGGGCCAGGCCGACGGGGUGCGACGGGGCACUGGUGCAGGGGCCAGCGGUCGGAGGCGGGCGACGCGGGGCGAGGGGCGUGGCCCGACGAGCGGUGGCCGGGCGGGCGGGCGGCGCGAGCGGCGCGUGGCGCGGGCAGGCGGCGGGGGCAGCAGGGGAGGCUGCGCGCGCGGAGGCAGCAGCGGUGACACCAGGCAGCAGCAGCAGCGCUGCGUGGCGGCGAGCUACGGGGGCGACGUCGGCUGGAGGCGGCGCGGGGAGGCCGGCCGGCAGCGGCACAUCUGCAGGCAGCGGGGAGCAGCAGCAACACAGCGCGCGAGCGGGCACCGGGGUGCAGUGGCGUGCUGCAGGGAGGGGCGGGACGGACGACGCGGACGGGCGUCGGCGGAAAGCAGCACAACAGCAGCUGUCGGGGGCGUAG